AAGCAGGAACUUUGACCUUUUGUGGGCAAAAAAUUGGAGAAAGAAAGGAAUGAGUGUAGCAGUAGCAGAGAAGGUGGUGUGUGUGACUGGAGGAGCUGGGUACAUAGCAUCGUGGCUGGUGAAGCUCUUGCUCCUCCGUGGGUACACUGUUAAAGCCACCCUUCGCAACCCAGAUGAUCCAACCAAGAUAGAACACUUACUUGCUCUUGAAGGAGCUAAGGAAAGACUUCAUUUGUUCAAAGCAGACUUACUGGAAGAAGGGUCUUUUGAUUCUAUAGUUGAAGGAUGUGAAGGCGUCUUUCAUACUGCAUCCCCUGUUCUGCUUGAAGUCGCCAACCCAAAGGUAGAAUUAAUCGAUCCUGCAGUGAAUGGAACACUCAAUGUUCUUAGAUCAUGUACAAAGGUUCCUUCUAUUAGAAGAGUGGUAGUAACAUCUUCCAUUGUUGCAACAAUAUUCAAUGGAAAAACUCUAACCCCUGAUGUUGUAGUUGACGAGACCUGGUUUUCAGAUCCAGCUUUUUGUGAGGAAUCAAAGCUUUGGUAUGUGCUUUCAAAGACUCUAGCAGAGGAGGCUGCUUGGAAAUUCGCAAAAGAAAAUGGGAUUGACUUGGUUACAAUGAAUCCUGGGUUCGUGAUCGGCCCUUUCUUACAGCCAACAAUCAAUCUGACUAUGGAGAUAAUUCUCAACUUGAUAAAUGGAGGAGCUCAAACAUUUCCGAGUUCAACUUACAGAUGGGUUGAUGUUAGAGAUGUUGCCAAUGCACAUGUUCAAGCAUUUGAGAUUUCUUCGGCUAGUGGAAGAUAUUGCUUAGUUGAGAGAGUUACGUACUGCUCUGAGGCUAUCAAGAUUUUACAGGAGCUUUACCCUGCUCUCCACCUUCCUCAGAAGAAUGCAGAUGAUGAACCUCCUAUGCCAACCUACCAGAUAUCCAAGGAAAAAGUGAAAAGUCUGGCCAUCGACUUCAUUCCUCUGGAGGUGAGCUUGAAGGAUACCAUGGAGAACUUGAAGGAGAAGAACUUCAUCAAGCUAUGAAUCAUGGAAUUUACAGGCAACUCAUUCAGACAAUGAGAUCAAUGCAAGUGAAAGGUGUCUCACUCUCAGUUCUAAGUCUUGAGAACUUCUUCUGUAGUAUUCAACUGUAAGCUUCUUUAUUAUGAUUCACCAUUCCUCAUUGGUA
Vitis riparia (riverbank grape) is the source of this 1178-nucleotide messenger RNA. Its product is annotated as tetraketide alpha-pyrone reductase 1-like. Lineage: Eukaryota; Viridiplantae; Streptophyta; Magnoliopsida; Vitales; Vitaceae. The coding region runs from base 50 to 1033 and encodes 327 amino acids. Gene Ontology annotation, molecular function: oxidoreductase activity, acting on the CH-OH group of donors, NAD or NADP as acceptor. The record is from RefSeq and is a predicted model, not a curated record. The transcript is spliced from 6 exons.